AGCUUAAACGACGGAUCUCUUCGUUCUGACCCAAGAGUUCUUCCUUCUUCCUACCCCUUCUCCUCCCCUCCAUCAUGCCCCUUUCCAAUAUCAUCCGAGACAAACUUACUCGGCUCUGUGUAGCCGAAAAUGAAAUCACACGCGAAGCCCUCCGGCUUAUAGCACGAGACAAGUCUGGAAAGUAUACCCUGAACGACCGCAUUCGUGCGCAAUUGGAGCUUCAAAAAUUGCCAAAAUAUUCACGGCCAACAGCAGUUCACAACAGAUGUGUAGAGAGUGGAAAGACAAGGGGUCAUGUAACCGAUUUCAAGGUUAGCCGAAUCGUCUUCCGAGAAAGAGCGUUGGCGGGUGAGAUACCGGGGGUGAAAAAGAGUUGUUGGUAGAGCAACGUGGAGUUCAGGAAGGGUUUAUUUAUUCUAGCUGCGUUUGGAGAAGAGGAGGGUCGCAACGACUUGUUCUUGCAGCAAAAGCGCUGAUCAGAUGCUGGUUGAGCCAGUCGGAUCAACUCUUUGUUUUUUCUCAUCAGUAAAAUACAUAAUGGCAUAAGAAACAUUGAAUUGGAAAGAAGGAAAC
This is a messenger RNA of Spizellomyces punctatus DAOM BR117, 573 nucleotides long. Its product is annotated as mitochondrial 37S ribosomal protein MRP2. The transcript has 2 exons. Gene Ontology annotation, cellular component: ribosome; mitochondrial small ribosomal subunit. The coding region runs from base 75 to 383 and encodes 102 amino acids. Gene Ontology annotation, molecular function: structural constituent of ribosome. NCBI's taxonomy places the organism in Eukaryota, Fungi, Chytridiomycota, Chytridiomycetes, Spizellomycetales, Spizellomycetaceae. Gene Ontology annotation, biological process: translation. The record is from RefSeq and is a predicted model, not a curated record.